Protopolystoma xenopodis is the source of this 5442-nucleotide messenger RNA. Lineage: Eukaryota; Metazoa; Platyhelminthes; Monogenea; Polystomatidea; Polystomatidae. The record is from the annotation of a GenBank genome assembly.
AUGAAUUAUCCACCUGGGCUUGAGCUCGUCACGGGUGACAUGUAUACGCUGCGCCCUGGCUCUAAUCUUCGUGUACCUGUCCGCGUUACCAGUGGCUCACAUGCCUCUCUUGAUCUGGCCCUCAACGACGGCCGGUCACUGCCAGGCAGUUUAUUGGGUCGGUUGAAGAUUGAGCAGUUUGGUGACGAUUUUUAUGUAAAUCUGCGCAACAUGCAGUUGUCUGACUCCGGUUCCUACCUGAUUCAGGCUAAAAACACAGCUGGCACCAGUCAGUUACCAAUUCGGGUUAGUGUCAACACUGUACCUUUGUCACCGACCGGUCCAUUAGUCGUAUCUGUACAAGAAGCAACUCCUCUUACUUUCGCCAGCAAAGUACUGCUCUCCUGGAGGCCUCCAGCACUGCGUGAAGAAGAAAAGCAGAGUGGAGUUCCAACAGAGCCUAUAGAAGGUUAUCUUGUCGAGCGCAAGGAUGGCCGACGGAGGGCGCACUUCUCUCAAGGUGUCCGUUUAGGGGGUGCCGACUCUCUGGAGCUAGAAGUACCCGAUCUACAGCCCGGCAUAGAAUAUAUGUUCAGAGUAUCUGCUUAUAAUGCGAUAGGUUACAGUGAGCCUCUCUACUCUGAGCCAGUUAUCAUCAAGAGUCCAGUUGACGUGCCGGAUGCACCUGGGGGUCCUCUUGACUGCCUCGAUUUUACUUCAAACAGCCUGCGCCUACAAUGGUCGCCCCCAUCGAAUGAUGGUGGGAGCGACCUUUUGCGCUAUCAUAUCGAACUGAAGGAAGUUGGCGACCCGACUGGCUGGCAGCCAGUCUCCAGUGUCACCGCUGCUGGGCCUACGGAAUACUCUAUUAGUAGUCUCCGCGAAGGUCUUGCUUACCGAUUCCGUGUGCGAGCUGUCAAUGCUCAGGGUCCUGGUGCUUGGCUUGAAACUGAGUCUACGAUUUCCUUUAAGCGACCAGUCACAGCCCCCUCCGCACCUGAGGCGCCUUUCCGUCUAAUACCAGACGGCGAGAAUGCGGUCCAGCUGAGCUGGCGAGCCCCGCAAGAUGAUGGUGGAUCCUGCAUCGCAGACUUCAUUGUGGAGGCCAACCUUGGUCGUGAAGAUAAUUGGCAACAGGCUUGUGUGGUCAAGGAUCUUCGAGCUCGCGUAGAACGCCUUGUGCCGGAAGGCAGCUACAGCUUCCGUGUUUCGGCCCGUAAUGAAGUCGGUAAGACAGGCGAUGCAUUGUAUUCAGAAAUCUACAAGCCGUCAGCUCCACUUAGCCCACCUGGGCCACCAGGAGCUCCUCUUGUCACCACCAUGAUGGGCGUGGGCCAAGUUCAACUUGAUUGGCGCCCCGCGCCAACCGGCGGAUCGAGUGGCUAUGGCGCCCCAUUGGAAUACCGCGUCGAGAGUUGGGAUAACGCGAAAAGCAGAUGGGCUUAUGUCACACGAAGUCUGGCGGCAGAAGGCACCUCACUCAUAGUUUCCGGACUUCGUUCCGGAAGUGAAUUGCGCUUCCGUGUUCGUGCGGAGAACAUCGCGGGUCUUGGUCCCUCUCUGGAGAUGGAAAAGCCUAUUCUAAUUGCCAGCCCAUUCAGCCCGCCUUCUGCUCCUGUCGGGCCGAUACACAUAUCGGAGGUUCAGAUGGGUCAGUCAGCCGCGGACGGCUCUGUUAGGCUCUCUUGGCAGCCUCCUCUCGAGGAUGGCGGGACACCAAUAACCAGUUACUUGGUGCAGAUGCGUUACUUUAACAGCACAGUUUGGAAUCGAGUCCGCCACCUCCAAUCAGUUCUAACCUUUGGUUCAGACGAGGAAGGUGGAGAAGAGACAGUUGCUCUAGUGCCCGGGACGGCAAGCAGGUACACGCUUCUCCAGACCAGUCUACCAGUCACGGGUCUGAUGCGGACCCAGCAGUAUGUGUUUCGUGUGGCGGCCAUCAAUGAAACUGGUACCGGAACUUUCUUAACUUCGGAGGUAUUCCGGAUGCCAGAAGAUGACAGCUGCCGGCCAAAGGCUGAUUGGGUACGCGUAGUCGGCAAGGGUUCCGACAACAUUACCAUUGAAUGGCUGGUUCCACACGACUGCCGAGUUGACCAUGGACCAAAUCGGGCUCACCAUCUGGCCCUAGACGGUUUUCGCGUGUUUCUCCGUGAGGCACAUCAGCCCGAAGAUGCCUGGAUCCGAGUUGCUGAUCUGGACCAUUACAUAGAUCGACUAGUCGUUGGUCUACUCAGAUCAGACAAGAAGUAUUACUUCGGAGUGGCAGCCAUAAAUCAAAAGAAUCAAGGGGAGAUAGUCUCCACGACCGAACCCGUUUCACCGGAAGCCUUUACAACGGUGCCAAAUCAACCUCUGGGCCCUCUCCGCGUCUCUGACAUCACCGCAGACAGCUGUCGCUUGCUUUGGCAAGCGUCAAUGAGCGAUGGCGGCUCUCCAUUGAUUGGCUAUCGCGUCUACAAACGCGAAAUCUAUCGCCGCAGUUGGCAGGAGAUAGGUCGGAUAUCCAUAGCCCCGGGCAGCCUACAAAAGGAGCUCGAGUUCAUUGCCCAAUACUUAAUGGAGGGUACCUCCUACGAAUUCCGGGUGGUAGCGGAGAACAUAAACGGUUUAUCAGAACCUCUGAAUACAAGUGUACAUAUUCAGCCUAGAAAAGAGAUAGAUAUUCCUGGUGCUCCACGAGGUCCCCUACAGAUUCGAGAAGUCGCACCCGGAGAAAUCGAGCUCAGCUGGUCGCCACCACUGCAGACUGGUGGCAUGCCUCUACUUGGCUACCAGUUAGAGUUGCGUGAGGGUCGUUGCUUUAUCUGGAAGCCAGCUGUCACCGGUCUGGUGGCAACGAGCCCUCGUAUUGGCUGCAACCCCACACAUAGACUGGGAGGGAUAAAGCCAAACCGAGAAUACUUUUUCCGUGUCUUGGCCAUCAACAAGGAGGGCGUCAGUCCCCCACUUACAGCCGAAGACAGUUAUGUGAAGCGGGCUCAGUUGUAUCCUCCAAAGUCAGUUCGUGGACGUCGUGUACAGGGUGAAGAUGCUGAAGAUGAAAUGGGCAGAAGGCGAAUCGAAAUUGUCUGGGAGGUGUCAGCCGAACAGCGUGGCGACUUUCGUGCCAAUGGAUUCCAGAUCGAACAACUGGAUGUGGACUCUAAGUCAGCCGAUUGGACCCAGGUCGACUUUUUACCAGUUACUGACCGAGCUAGAACAACGUAUUCGCAUAUUUUGUCAGCUCCGCGGCACGAAUGCGCUUACAGAUAUCGUGUUUGUGCUGUUUACGCGGAAGGAACCAGUGCCUGGGUGGCCACUUCUGUUAUACUCGCUUCUGAGGUGGGAAGACGUCGGCCGGACUCGAGCACAGAUCGAGCGGCUGCUCGCGUUCCGCCAGUUCCCUCAGUUAGUGUGCAUCAAGCUGAGGUGGAAGGCAGUGGGCCAUAUCGUGCUCUUGAGCUCGAGUGGACCCCACCAACAGGACCGGAUGCCGAAAGGAUUCGUGGCUACAAGUUGGAAGACUGGGAUGACAGGCGGAGCCGGUGGAAGCCUGUGAUAGACCUGCCCUCGGAGGCCCCAAGGCACAUAUCUUUUUUGCUUUCAGAGGAACAGCAGUUGCCGGGUAAGCUUGAAACACGUCGUAUGCGCAUAAUUAGUUUGGGCGAUACGAGCCGGUCUGUUCCAAUUGAAUUCCAACUUCAGCCAGAGUCUCUUGCUUGUCGAACUACUCCAACUCUGCCUCAAUCGUCGCCCACCGAUCCUACUGAGUGGUUCAGUCUGCCAAGCUCUGUUGGCUGGCGACGAGCGCUACCGGAAGAUGGUCAGGCAGAACGAGCACUGACUGAGACUAUAACCGAAGACGCUGAACGCAAAACCAUGCGCGAUGUGGAUGAGUUCAUCUAUCAACGUCGCAAACGAGCCCUGGAGCUGGGCCGAGGAACAACAGGCUCAGGUUUGACUCCUUCCUACGGUACAAUGAUGACGCCCAGAUUCGACCCAGCCCCACUGGAUAGUGAGAUGAACAGAGGACUUGCAUCUCGCCUAAGCGACGUUGAGUCACCACUUCUUUUUGACGAGCCUCAACGAUCGGCCUCCCGAGUGACAGGCUUCAGCCCUCAGACACCUGGGCUGCUCAGCGGCAAACUCACCGUCAGGGAGGUCGGCCCUACUUUUGUCCGCCUUGAGUGGUCGGACGUGGCCAGGGGACUCCCUAGUUGCAUCUCUUCCUACGAGGUCCAGCAGUGGGAGCCAAGGGCUGGUCGCUGGGUCAAGACUGCCCAGGUUCCAACCGAUGUGACAGACUACACUGUGAUGGGCCUACGAUCACCGGAUUAUACAGUCAAAGAUCCUCCGGGCUGGUGGUUCCGUGUCUUGCCUAAAGCAGAUAAAGAUCGCCUUGUCGGUACUCCGCUCCUCUUGGACCGGCCUGUACUUCUACGGAAGCAGGCGACUAUCCCGUCUUCCGUUUGGGGCGUAGAAAUAUCACCUGUCACCGGCAUUUCAUUGGACAACUGUCACUUGGACGUAGCAUGGUUGAGGCCUAGCAAUGACGGUGGUUCGGAGCUGUUAGGCUACCGCUUAUUGAUCUAUAACGCUGACACUGGUGAGGAUAGGGAAAUCGUUGUCCCUCCACAGUGUACCACGCACAGGAUAGAACCUCUAAACGGUGCCAACACCUAUCGCAUCACUAUCACUGCCUUAAACAUAGUGGGAGAGUCCAUUCCAGUCACUUCUACAGCUCCCAGAUGUCCAGGAAGCACUGAUAUACCUCCUGUUCCCAAAGCUCCAAGAGACCUGAUUGCCACACCUCUUGCCGAACCUGGAAGUGACGAGGUGUAUUGCCGCCUUUCCUGGAAGCCGCCGAGUACAUUGUGUCAAAUUGACUUCUAUUUUGUCGAAAAAUGGGACUCGAGAUGCAAGCAAUGGGUUCCAUGCAAAAAAGUGCCUGCAAGCGUGACCGACAUUGAGGUACCACACCUAAUCGGCGAUCUUCUCUACGCUUUUCGAGUUAGAUCACAAAACGAAACUGGUCUCAGUGAGCCAGUCAUCACCAAGGACUAUGUGCGACCUGGGGCCACGCGUGAGCGAGCGGCUGUGAUUGCGGCUCCACCUCCGCCCCCAAUGGGACCACUACGACUAGAACAAUCGAAAAUGGAGCGCUCCAUCUAUCGACUCCGUCAGGCUACCGAAGACGCUUACCGUGCACUAGAUCUGUCCUGGUCACCGCCAGCACCUGAGAGGCACCUCGACCAAGAGUUCGGCCGACCAUCAACAUAUCUUUUGGAGGCAAAACGACGUGGACAGAAAUCAUGGGCUCGUAUUGGCCAGCUGCCUGUCUCAGAGGGCAACCUCUGGCGCGUUAUGGUAGGACCUGAGCCAACCCAAGGGCAUGGGUUCUUUGCUGGAAUGCCGUUGCCAAAUAUGCCUAUUAAUCAGCACCGCCCGGCCGAAGGAUUUGAUGUACCUUUAUUUAGACCA